UGCUAAAAUUAGCUAGAGUUUAGCGAGAAACACAAUUCCAAAUCAAACAUGGAUAUAGCGGACGUUACACGGAUCUGCCGUUUGUGCGUUGGUGAUCUUUGUACGCCGUCCACGGCCAGUAUUAAUGUGUUGGACUUUCCGGAUAUUCAAUCCCUCGUCAAGGAUCACUACUCAGUAGAGAUACUUCCUACAGAUAAAUGCACUACGUCGAUCUGCAUGGGGUGCUACAUCAACCUACAGAAAAGGCAUGAGUUUCGGUUGAAGUACAAGAGCUCUAAAAAGCGAUUUCGGAUGAAUCAACUGAUACUGCGCGGUCAGAUGGAAGCGUUUUCCAAAAAAACCGCCCCUCCGGUGUCGGAGUCCUUUUCGACAGACACGACGCAAGACACGGCGGAAGUCGUGUUGGAAGAUACGGGGGAAGUCGCGAUGGAAGUCGAGGAGGCCAAUGAAAGUUUGGAGGAGCCCAUCACCGAGGAACAGUUUGAAGCACAAGUAGCCUAUUCUCAAGAAGCCCAAGUUACAUCGGCGUCUGCUGUAGAAACCGAACCGCAGCACACAACUAGGGAAGCCAGUGACACAGCCGUCGCAUUCGACCGAAGUGAAGAUGGAAUCGAUGAGCUCGUGGCCAGCGCUAGCCUAGAUCUCCUGCGUCCCGUGAUCGUCGAUUGUCUUAAAGAACCCCUGUACCUAGAGGCAUUGAAACCUGUUUUUCUCUCGAAGGAUCUUAACUAUCAGUUGGAUUAUCAUUGCCCCAAAUGUUUUCAUGUGUUCUCCAGAAAGAACUCUCUCGUCAGACAUUUUAAAAGGAAUACGUGUUUGCGCUGCUGCCGAUACUGUAGGGAAUAUAUUAACUCCCCCGACAAUAAUCACGAUUGCCCACCUUCGCGCCGUUUUGCGGCUAUUGCACCACAGAUUUGGGGUAAAUCCCGGUAUCGCCCGGACACCAGCGACUCAUCAUUCGCUGUUCGGGAGAGUGAUACGGAAUCGGAAGCUUCAACCGUUGAUCUACCGUUGGCUGCGAUCGUUGAAACAACGCGUCAAAAAUAGUGCAUGAAUUGUUCAAUAGGAAUUUAUUACACCGCAC
Molecule: messenger RNA, 1084 nt
Organism: Anopheles darlingi
Lineage: Eukaryota; Metazoa; Arthropoda; Insecta; Diptera; Culicidae
Exons: 2
Coding region: 49-1047 (332 amino acids)
Cellular component (GO): nucleus
Molecular function (GO): zinc ion binding
Source: RefSeq, a predicted model, not a curated record